Messenger RNA from Quercus lobata, 2326 nucleotides. Its product is annotated as cysteine-rich receptor-like protein kinase 10. Gene Ontology annotation, cellular component: plasma membrane. The transcript is spliced from 7 exons. Gene Ontology annotation, molecular function: ATP binding; protein serine/threonine kinase activity. Bases 105 to 2072 code for a protein of 655 amino acids. Gene Ontology annotation, biological process: protein phosphorylation; defense response to bacterium. The record is from RefSeq and is a predicted model, not a curated record. NCBI's taxonomy places the organism in Eukaryota, Viridiplantae, Streptophyta, Magnoliopsida, Fagales, Fagaceae.
UCUCAUUUUAUAAUAUCUUACCUAAUGCAUAAACCAAGACAACAAUAAGUAGAUGAAAAUAUUGGUAAAGUGGAUCUACAGAUACUAGCAAAUUGCAGGCAAAAAUGGCCGACUUCAAAAUUCCUAUAUCCCUGUUGCUCUUAUUAAGCUUGCUUAACCUGUUCAGCAGAAGUGAAGGAGCACCAACUUACGCCACUCAUUAUUGCUCCAAUUCAAGCUUUUUCACUCCCAAUAGUACCUACCAAGCCAAUCUCAACCUCCUCCUCUCUGAUCUAUCUUCCAACUCCACACGCCUAGAUGGGUUCUACAAAACCAGUGUGGGUCAAAACUCUCCGGACGUGGCCACGGGUCUUCUUUUCUGCCGUGGUGAUGUCACCCCAGCUGCUUGUAAAGACUGCAUCUCUACUGCAACAAAAGACAUACGAAACCGCUGUCCUUUCGACAAAAUCAUCCUAAUCUGGUACGAUGUGUGCACGUUGCGUUACACCAACGAAUCAGACCUGAACAACUUAGUUCCCUUUGAGAACUUUAACACUACAGCCCAGAAUGUCAUCGAGCCAGACCGGUUCAACGGGUUAUUAGCAAGCACCUUGAAUUCAUUGAAGCAACAAGCUGCCAAUUCCCAAUCGGACAAGAAAUUUGCAACGGCGGCUGUAAAGUUUACGAGCUCGGUGACACUCUACUGUUUGGUGCAGUGCACACCGGAGCUUUCUGUCAGUUUAUGCUUGACAGUUUUGGAAAGUGCCAUCGGUUCUCUUCCCAUGUGCUGCACUGGAAAACAAGGUGGAACAGUUGUGCUUCCGAGCUCUAAUAUUAGAUAUGAACUUUAUCCAUUUUUUAAUUACACGGCAUCAUCUACUCCACUUCCUCCUCUGCCUCGAGGAAAAAGUAAGUCAUCUACAACAAUUAUCGCCAUUGCUGUCCCACUUUCUGUUGCUAUGGUGCUUUUUGCUAUUGGAGUUUGCUUCCUGCGUAGUAGAACAAGCAAGAAAUACAAUAAAUUUCUGGAACCAGAUGCUGGAAUUGAAAUAACAGCCAUAGAGUCCUUGCAAUUAGACUUGGUUACAAUUGAAACUGCCACGAACAAGUUCUCGGAUGAUAAUAAGAUUGGUAAAGGUGGUUUUGGUACGGUUUACAAGGGUACCUUUCCUAAUGGACAAGAAAUAGCAGUGAAGAGACUAUCCAAAAGCUCUGUGCAAGGUGCAAUAGAAUUUAAGAAUGAGAUUGUGCUGGUUGCCAAGCUUCAACACAGGAAUCUAGUGAGACUCUUGGGAUUUUGCUUUGAAGGAGAAGAAAAGAUACUUAUUUAUGAAUACGUGCCUAACAGAAGCCUUGAUUUCUUUUUAUUCGACUCAGAGAGGCAAGGGCAACUGGAUUGGUCAAGUCGUUACAAGAUUAUAGGAGGGAUUGCUCGAGGGAUUCUCUAUCUUCAUGAAGAUUCUCGGCUUAGAAUUAUACAUCGGGAUCUUAAAGCUAGCAAUGUUUUGUUAGAUGCCAAUAUGAACCCAAAGAUUUCAGAUUUUGGAAUGGCAAGAAUAUUUGUAGCGGAUCAAGCUCAAGGAAAUACAAAUAGAAUCGUUGGAACAUAUGGUUACAUGUCUCCAGAGUAUGCAAUGCAAGGACGAUUCUCAGUAAAGUCCGAUGUGUUUAGUUUUGGCGUCCUAAUUCUAGAGAUUAUAAGUGGCAAGAAGAACAAUUGUUUCUAUCAGUCAGAACAUGAUGAGGACCUCUUAAGCUAUACUUGGAAACAAUGGAAAAAUGGGACACCCAUUGAAUUGCUGGAUCCAACUAUAAGAGGUUCCCAUUCAAGAAAUGAAGUCAUUAGAUGCAUCCAUAUCGGGUUAUUGUGUGUUCAAGAAAACCCAGCCAACCGACCUACAAUGGCAACAGUAGUUCUCAUGCUUGACAGUUAUUCUGUUAGCCUGCAGUUACCUCAGCAGCCAGCAUUUUUGCUUCGGAAUAAAGCAAACAGGAAUAUGCCAAAAAAGGAGCUGCAACAUGAGGGUUUUUCAAGCCAGUCGGUGCCAUGGUCAGUUGAUGGAGAACCGAUCACUGAACUGUAUCCUCGAUAGUGUAAGGAAGCAAGUUGUUAUCCAACUUUAAUUACUUUUUUUUUUUUUUUUUGCCAUGUGAUGAAACUAGAACUCAUAGCUACUCAUGGCUUCGUUGGUUGAAGGAAUGUAUAGUGUUGAAUUUACGACAAAAAGUCUGAGUUACAAGUCCUUUAGUUCGAGAAUAAGUACAUACAUGUUGAAAUCUCCUGUUUUCUCUGCCCUUUCGGCCAAAAACUCAAUUAUAAAGGAAAAACGUGUAACUUGUAAGUGCA